Aspergillus puulaauensis is the source of this 600-nucleotide messenger RNA. RefSeq lists its product as uncharacterized. The record is from RefSeq and is a predicted model, not a curated record. Gene Ontology annotation, molecular function: nascent polypeptide-associated complex binding. Lineage: Eukaryota; Fungi; Ascomycota; Eurotiomycetes; Eurotiales; Aspergillaceae. The transcript has 2 exons. The coding region runs from base 1 to 600 and encodes 199 amino acids. Gene Ontology annotation, cellular component: mitochondrial outer membrane.
AUGAGUUACGCCGACGCUGCCGCAAGGGGUCCCAAGCAAUCCCCUGAAGAGGUAUGUCACCACACCCGUCGGACAAAUUCUUUGACCUUACUGACUCUAAUCGCAGGCGUAAGUGAAGCUACUGAAUUGCGACUUUUGAUACCUAAAAAACUAAUCAAAUCUGGUUUCAUCAGCCGUGCCCCCGAAAUCAACCGAGUUUACAAAGAUGAAGGCGAGAGCACAGCAUCCCUAAUCGACGUCGACAGCCCUCACGUGCAGUCGGUAGACUCCGAUUUCCUGCAACAAAAUGUGCAAACAAGCACUCAGGCGGAGCGGAUAGAGCGUGAGGAAGAGGAAGCCCGAGGAGCCCGUGAGAAGAAGGCGAGAGCUAAGGCCUCGCGUGGCCAUGGCAAUGAGACCAACCCGGUAUACCUUGGCAAUGCCGCUAUUCUCGCCCUCGUCAGCGCAGGUCUUGGAUUCGGUGCUUACCACAAGCACGCACAAGGCAAGCUUUCGUGGGAGCUUGUUGGGCUGUGGACGGGUGCUGUGGGUGCUUUUGGCGCCGUCGAUUACUUCGUCAGCAAGUGGUUCCUCCAGAAUAAGUACCCUCCUAAAAACUAA